This is a messenger RNA of Cloeon dipterum, 5570 nucleotides long. RefSeq names its product Octopamine receptor in mushroom bodies (gene Oamb). The record is from RefSeq and is a predicted model, not a curated record. Lineage: Eukaryota; Metazoa; Arthropoda; Insecta; Ephemeroptera; Baetidae. The transcript has 6 exons. Bases 422 to 1888 code for a protein of 488 amino acids. Gene Ontology annotation, biological process: phospholipase C-activating G protein-coupled receptor signaling pathway; positive regulation of cytosolic calcium ion concentration; cell-cell signaling. Gene Ontology annotation, cellular component: plasma membrane. Gene Ontology annotation, molecular function: alpha1-adrenergic receptor activity.
AGACAUAUACGAGAAGAAAGAAAAAGCUCCGGCCGAUUUUUCAGCCGUAUUCGCAGGCAUGCGCUGUCUUAAGACUAAAGCAGUGGCGUCUCGUGCCGCGCGCCUGGACCGAAAUUGACGUGUUGUACGCGAUUGCACCGAAAUUCGCUGUCAAUUUGUGUCGCCGGCGCCGAGUGUGUUCUAUUGUUCGUGGGAGAGUGCAGGUGCAAGUUUGCUCUGGUGGAGAUACAAAAAUUCUGGCCAAAUAUGGAAACGGUGAGAGCAGCGGAAUAACUCGCAUCUGUCAGCAUCUUGCGGACUGGUGUGGAGGCGCGUGCGCCGGGGGCGGCCUCGCGGCAAGCAGAGGCGACGACGGCGGCGGAGGCGGCUGCGGCGGCCGGGGGCCAGAGCGGGCCAGGCCUCCGCCUCGGAUGGCAGCAGGAUGAACGCGAGCGCGUGCGAGGCGCUGCGGGAGGCCGUGGUGUGGCAGGGGGCGGCCGUGCUGGCGCCGCUCGCCGUGCUCGCCGUCGUCGACGUGAUGGUCGUGCUGGGCAACUGUCUUGUCAUCGCCGCCGUCUACAUCAGCUCCAAGCUACGCACCGUCACCAACCUGUUCAUCGUGUCCCUCGCCGUCGCCGACCUGCUCGUCGGACUCGCCGUCCUCCCCUUCAGCUCGGCCCUCGAGGUCUUCAAGGUUUGGCUCUUUGGGGACACGUGGUGCGCCAUCUGGCUGGCGGUGGACGUGUGGAUGUGCACAGCAUCCAUCCUGAACUUGUGUGCCAUCUCGCUGGACCGAUACCUGGCAGUGACGCGACCGGUCUCGUACCCCACGCUGAUGAGCCCCGGCAGGGCCAAGCUGCUAAUCGCUGGCGUGUGGGUGCUUUCAUUCGUCAUCUGCUUCCCUCCGCUUGUCGGCUGGAAAGACCAGAAGGCCGAUGCCUUCUUCGGUAACGCGGCCGCCGUCAACACGACGGUCCACGACACUGACACGGUGCGUUGUCCGUGGGUGUGCGAGCUGACCAACCACCCCGGCUACGUUGUUUACUCGGCCCUGGGGUCUUUCUACCUGCCGAUGCUUGUUAUGCUCUUUUUCUACUGGCGCAUCUAUAGGGCCGCCGUGCAGACGACAAGAGCGAUCAAUCAGGGCUUCCGGACGACAAAGACGCACCGCUUCGACGAGCAGCGGCUGACGCUGCGAAUCCACCGGGGGCGGUCGUCCCUUCACUCCAAGGGAGGCGGCGGGGGCGGAGGGGGCUCACCCGCGGGGCCGCGUCGCCUCGAGCGCUGCAACACGCAGGACAAGAUCCAGAUCAGCGUGAGCGUGCCGCCCCCGGAGGCGGCCACCUCCUACGCUGUGCAUUACACCGCCAACGGUGAGGGCACGGCCGGCCUCCUCGGGGUCGCCCAGCCCGCCACCGGGCCGCAGCUGUCGCCGUCGUCCUGCGAUUCUGAGGACAACCAGCAGCGGCCCCGCUUUGUCUCAAAAAUGGGCAAACGAAACAUCAAAGCGCAGGUGAAGCGCUUUCGGAUGGAGACGAAGGCAGCAAAGACGCUGGGCAUCAUCGUGGGCGUCUUUAUUCUGUGUUGGCUGCCCUUCUUCACGAUGUACGUGGUGCGCGCGUUCUGCGACGAGUGCAUCCAUCCGCUGGUCUUCUCGAUCCUCUUCUGGCUCGGCUACUGCAACUCUGCCAUCAACCCGUGCAUCUACGCGCUCUUCAGCAAGGACUUCCGGUUCGCGUUCAAACGCAUCAUCUGCCGCUGCCUGUGCAACAAGAAGCCGGUUCGGCAGUUCACGCGCAAUCCCAACAAUAGACGCAAGCUGGGAACGCGGCGCAAGAUGACGGCGACCGGCGUGCCACCCGGCUUGCCGCACGACGAGAGCGACGCCAACUGCUCCGACUCGCGGUGACGACGACACAGUUCCGCCGGCAACAACGACGCCGACGCCAGCGGAUCCUCGCACAACAAUUGAGCUCUCCGGGAUUAAGACAAAAAUGCCAUUGACUGAGCGGCAGUUUCGAGCCUUUGUCAAAAGUGUUUUCUAACAUUAACCCAUGGAUUACAUGAAAAUGUUGACUGGCUGUUUUUGGAAUUAAGUUGUUCUGAUGAUUCUCAGAUAUAAGUGCAACAAAAUGGAAAUCUUUAAAAAGGCGAGUGUCUGGUCUUCAUUAAACAAAUUAACAGAUGGAGGGGGCUGUGAUUGAUAAGUGAACUUUGUUGAACUUUGCAAUCUACUUAUAGCUACUGCUCUUUUUCGCGGCUGUUUAUUUUUUAUUCAGUAGCCAUUCAGGAACUAAUAAUUGUGUCACCAAAAUUUUAAAUGCCAAAAUAGCCAUAAAAACUAUUUGGAUAUUUACAUGGCUUGAUGAUAACGUUAUUGAUUUUAAUUCCUCUCAACAACGUUGAGGGGCUUUUGAGACACGCUUUUAUUUAAGUGAAGAUUUGUAUAGUAUUUUGAAUUUUAAAGGCAGAAACGUCGGACAGCAAACAAACUUAGCUAUCUAUGAUUUUUUUUGCUAGUUUCGGUAACGUUUAAAUGUAUUUUUAUAAAUUUAAUAAAAUCAUUCCAAUUUCAAUUAAGCAUCAGCAGCAGGAAAAUGCACGCAGGUGACAAAAGAGACUUAUCCAUUACAUGAUAAAAUAAUGUAGUUCUGAAAUUUCACUUUUUGAGGUCACGUACACCGUAAAGAUGCAACUCAUUCUAAAUGCCCUUUUGACCCUGUAUCUUGUAUCUGAGACUCAAAAAAAGAACGAUUUAGAAACUUAAAAUACGUUUUGAUGCUGUUACUACACUAGUGAUUUUCAAAGAUUUAAAAAGUGCUUGAAGAAUCUCGACGAGGAAAAUAAUUCAGUGGUAUAUCUCCUUUUGUGGUGAAAACCCCUGCCCGCUUGCCUCCCCGACACAGAUUUCAUCUCCUAAGCUAAAUGUUGAGCUUUGUUCCGUGACUGUUGCAAACAAUUCUACGCAACUGGUAUCAUCAGUGUUUUGGAAAUGCAGAUGGACUUCUUAUGACACUAAAACGUGCGUUGCUAACAUUCCAUUGACACCUUUUUUGGACUUUGAUAAAAAAAAAAAACCAAUUUGAUUCAUAUGAGACGCAAUUACCCGUGAUCAAAAUGGUCUUUGUUUUUAUUUUUAUAAUAUAAUUUUUACUCUAUUCUGUCCUCAUGAAAUUUGUAGUCGUCUCUUGAGUGGAGCAUUAUGCCAGGUCUAAAAUAUUCAAAUAUAGUCAGUUUACUAAACAGACUUUAGUCAGGGUAGUGACUCAUUGCAAAAAAUGUGGUGCGUUAUCUUUGCUUUGAUUCAAAAUUUCUAGGUUCCUGCAUUUCUUUAAGUGGCCAAUUGAAGAGGUUAGGAAAUGUGAUAUUUAGAGAAGAUUUUCUGGUAUCUUGGCACUUCAAAACGUUUUCAAGAAAAGUUUUCAAUAAUACAAAAACUAUGACUAAUCAAAUAUUGUGACCAAAAUCUAAAGUAAUGUCUGCUGAUUUACUUUAAAAAAUUAAUUAUUUAAAUAUUUGCUUUGGAAAAAAUUGAUCUGCCAAUAUUCAUGAAAAUCUGAAGGCGACUCUCAACUAGAAAUUUCUCCCAAUUGCUCCAUUUCAACCUAAACCUUUCUUGACGCUUUCUGAAAACAGUUUCUCAGGUGCAACAUAACCAUAAUCAUCAAAUUCGUGCUGUUUAAACCAAAUACUUGAAUGGUAUUUAUUAUGAUUGCGUUGAAUGAUUUUAAACAAAAUGGCCCAAAAGGAAACUGUUUGGUUGGAAUUUGCAAGUAAAAGAAUUGUGAUACGAACCCCUGCUUCGCGUUAAUUUUUCACCCAAUUCCCUAUUUAUCAAACUGUGUGAUAUAUUUUUCAGUUUUCUACCGCAGUGUUUUUUAAUUAGGGAAACGCUUGCUUAGUUAAUGACUAGGCGGAAUUUUCAACACAAAAAAUACAAGCUAGCUGCUUUUCCGCUGAUCUCAUGAUUACACAAUUUUGUCUCGCCGACGAGGGUUGCAAUUAUUCAAUUUAGGGUUGGGGUGCCAGGCGAGCAAUUAUCUCGCAGAAAAAUUGGUUUUUCCCGCACGGCGCCAAGGGAAAAUAUAAUUUGCUUCUCUCUCCUUUGAGGUCGAAUGUUGUAAGUCGCCGUGCCGUUUUACAGCGAAAGAGGGAGAGAUUGGGAGAAGUUGGAAUGAGUGAGAUUAGCCGCUCGCACAUUAAAACAGCCUCUUUUUCUCGCUCUCUCACUCAAGCUGUUGCUUUUUUCCCUGCGAAAACACUUUCAGCCCCGGCGUGCUGAGUGCGCAGAGGAAAAGAGCAAAGAAAGGCGCGCGUGCAAGCCAAAUUAACGAAAUAAAUCUCAGCUGGUGUGUAUCUGCGGCAUUAAUCUAACGCGACACGAGAGAAAUAUUUUAUUAAAGCAAGCGGCUGCGUUUCCGCUGGUUGAUUUGCUGAUAAAUGAGCGAAAGCCGCCGUCGUUCGCCUGCAAUGUUUUAUUAAAAAAGUUUCCGCGAGUUUUCCUUCGGCAAAUUGGCUUUAUUUCACGACAGCACUUUUGACAACACAAAAAGCGGCCAGGAUUUGCGAUUCGGCCUUCUCUCUGCCUCUCUCAACGCAGACUGGUUGAGUGGACCAGUUUCGCGAGUUGCUUACAUUCCAGCGGUACUUAAUUUUUUGCCUUUUCCCUCCCACAUUGUUAAAUUAGGGUACUUGCAACUCCAACAAGAGGUUUUUCUGGCGGACGAGAACAUUAUUUUCUAUUCGCAAGAAUGCAGGGAAUCAAAAUAUUUUAUUUUUCGACUGUUAGUCAGCCAGGGUGAAAUUUAACUCUUUUUACUUUGUAGACUGACGUGUAAGUGUUAAAAUUUAUGUGUGUAUUUUCGUCGAAAGAAAAUAAAAAGCGUCGCUCGCGGGAAAGGAAAGCGUUUAGUGCAAGUGAGAUUAAGAGAUUUAAGAGAAGGAAGAGAGGUGUUUUCGAUGUAUAACAAAAGAGGAAAUCUCAAAAGCUUUCUUGUUGAAUUUCAAUCCAUGUUUUAUAAUACGUAUUCCAUAUUAAGUUUCAGAAGAGUUUAUGGUACUCGCGCAUUGAUGUGCUGUAUAGAACACGCAGAAACCUACCCCACACACGAGAUGUAUUUUAAAAUUCUGGGUAACUUUCUUGGAUGGAAAUAUGCUUAUACGAUGCCAUAUAAUUAUGUGUUUCAAUUUCGACUAAAAAAAGAGGAGUAAUGUGUUUGGUGUAUAUUCAUUGCUGUGGGUGUCAUUCAUUUGAAUCCUAGGAGCGGAAAUUAAAUCUUAAACGUUCCUAGCUGUUUUUUGCUUUCAUUUGGAAAAAAAUAGGAAAGAGACUAUCUGUACAAGAAAAAAUAAAUAAAACGCAGACUGGACGAAUUAAAGGAGUCUCGUUAAAAGAUAAUUUUGUGGAGGACGCAUCUCUCUAGAUGUUCCCCAAUGCAAAAUCAGCAGAAAAUCUUCAGUGUUAGAGAAAAUCAAACCACCGGAUCGCUUGGUUGACUGUUAAGACUGAUUCAAAAAUAUAUACAUGUGCAGAGAUGGCGAAUGAGAUGGAAAACCAUGUCCAAUAAAGAAUCAAAAUAACUCACAUAAAA